UCGUACUGGAAGUACAUGCAGGGAAAAUACCUUGCACGCAGAAAUUUUGGAAAAUGUUUUCUGUCACCGACAGUAACGAUACUGGAAGCGUUCCGGCAUUUUUGAAAAAGUUAUGGAUAUUAGUUGAAGACUCAUCUUGGAAUGAUUUGAUUUGUUGGGGUGAGAAUGGCACCAGCUUCCAUGUGUACGACCAGUCCCGGUUUGCCCGGGAGGUGCUGCCCUUGUACUUCAAACACAACAACAUCGCCAGCUUCAUCAGGCAGCUCAACAUGUAUGGUUUCCGAAAAGUCAUGAGUGUGGACCAAGGUUCCCUGAAGGUGGAGAAGGAUGACCUCGAGUUCCAUCAUGCAUACUUCCAGCAAGGUCACGAGGAGCUCAUGGAGAACAUCAAACGAAAGGUGUCCCCUGGUGUGAAGGUGGAGUCCAUCAAGUUGAAACAGGAGGAUGUCUCCAAGGUGCUGGCUGAUGUUCGCAAUCUCCGGGGCAAGCAGGACACCAUCACAGCCAAAAUGGACACACUCAAGAGAGAGAAUGAGGCGCUAUGGAGGGAGGUGGCCAAUCUGAGACAGAAGCACCUCAAACAGCAGCAGAUUGUCAACAAGCUGAUCCAGUUCCUUGUGACACUGGUGCGAGGGAACCGGGGAAUCCCCACCAAUUCCAGGAAGAGAGUGAUGCCGCUCAUGUUGAACAAUGCCAGUCAGAUCAACGCCAAGCAGCCCAAGCUGAGUCGACAGUUGUCCAUUGAAGAGACAAGCAAACCCUACACUGUUCAGUCUCCGUCAACCAGUGAACUUGACUUCACCCAAUCCCAGGCCUCAGGACCAAUCAUCCAUGAAGUAACAGAUUCACUGCCAAAUCUCAGUCCUCAUGUCACAGAUGAUGACGACAUCUCACCUGAUGUCCUUCUCAGUGAAGUGACCCCCUGCAACCUCAUGUCGGACUCUGCGAACCUCAUGCCAAUCCCUGCUACCCUUCCAUCUAUGCCCAUCCCGGCAGUCACUGUUGCUGCCACCACCCCCGGCGUCGUCAACAUGCAGGUGACCUCAGCACCCAUCCCAACAUCCUCCGUCAUCAGCGCUGACACAGUGGACAGGGGUGAUAUGACGGAGCAGUUGGACAUCCUGCAGACGGACAUCAAUGAGUUGAAGGACUUGUUGUCGGGAGGACAGUACAGCCUUGACACCAGCAUGUUGUUGGGAUUGUUCAGUCCGGAGUCGCCACUGUCUAAGGCUGCAGAUACACAGAUACUGCAGACAAAUCUGGAUGGCCAGAAACCUGGAAACACUGGUACAAUCUUGGGAAAUGAAUUGAUCCAGUAUGAACCUCAGGAGGAUCUGUCUAAUUUGCCGCUGUUUGACCUUGGUGACACGGGCCUCACACUGCCAGGGCUGGAGGACAUGGACGACAUUAACGACAGCCUGGCUCUGUCUACUUUGCCAGAAUCUCAACCAACUGAGCUCCACACACCCCAGAUAGACCCUGAUCAAUUUUUGACCAAUGUGCAUGUCAAAAGGGAGAAGGUUGACUGAUUUAGCUGUUGUACAUUUUUUAUUUUGUCAUAUUUGAGUCAGGAAAUGAGCUUGUAAAUUAUCCAGCAUUCACAGCUGGCUGAGUUGCAAAUGUGCUCUAUGUUACUCA
Molecule: messenger RNA, 1638 nt
Organism: Haliotis rufescens (red abalone)
Lineage: Eukaryota; Metazoa; Mollusca; Gastropoda; Lepetellida; Haliotidae
Product: heat shock factor protein 1-like
Exons: 12
Coding region: 54-1529 (491 amino acids)
Biological process (GO): regulation of DNA-templated transcription
Molecular function (GO): sequence-specific DNA binding; DNA-binding transcription factor activity
Source: RefSeq, a predicted model, not a curated record